CACGUCAUACGAAAUUGACGUUUGUUUAUUUUUUUUGUAUAAUCAUCAGUGUCAAUGUUGUUAUCAAGAACUUUGACCAAGUUAAAAUAUUCUAACUUUCGGUUUGUUAGUUGUUCGCAAAAUAGCAAAAUGGAUGAUCAGAGCAAGAUGAAGAUUAUUAAAUCAUGCAUUCCUCCCUUGGACAACAGUAAUUAUAAGGGACAAGCGGGCAGAAUUGGAGUAGUUGGAGGGUCAUUAGAAUAUACCGGCGCGCCCUAUUUUGCUGGUAUAAGUGCACUAAGGGUAGGAGCUGAUUUAACUCAUAUUUUCUGCACAGUAAAUGCAGCAACUGUUAUCAAGUCUUUUAGCCCAGAAUUAAUAGUGCAUCCACUGUUAGACUGGCCAAAUGCAGUUCCAGAGAUAUCACAGUGGUUUGACAGACUUCAUGCAGUAGUUAUUGGGCCGGGCCUUGGUAGGCAAAAGGAAACUUUUCAUGUGGUAACUGAACUGAUAGAAGUUAUAAGAGAAAAAAGGAUACCAUUAGUCAUUGAUGCUGAUGGUUUGUUUUUGAUAACUGAGAAACCGCAUUUGCUCAAAGAGUUUAUGUCGCCAGUUAUUUUGACACCAAACAAGGUUGAAUUUGAUAGGCUUUGCAACAAAACAAAUGGGCCAUCAGGGUUGACACAAUUAGGGAAAUAUGUAACUGUGUUAAAGAAAGGAGAAAUUGAUGAAGUAUUCAGUGGUGAUGCUGAUGCUCAAUGGAAAUCCAACCCUACAGGGUCUGGAAGGAGGUGUGGUGGCCAAGGAGAUUUGUUAUCAGGGGCUAUAGCCACCUUCCUCAAUUGGACCUUAGCUAAUCAGAACAAAAUUGAAGCUGGGAACAAUGACAAAUGUUUAAUGGCAUCUUCAUUAUCAUGUUAUGCUGCCUGCCACCUUAUUAGACUGUGCAAUAAAAAAGCUUUUGCAGAGAAAGGAAGAAGUAUGGUGGCCUCUGACAUGAUUGAUUACAUACAUCCAUCCUUUGAAGAAUUAUUUGGGCAGUAAUUAAAUUGGAACAAGUUUUUUAUUUGCAUUUAUAUCUAUACAUUGCAGUUAUUAUAAAACAACUCUUCCAAUUUGUAUUGGGAAAUUGAUACCUUGGUAUCAAAAGACAUCCAUAUUAUGGUGCAAGAAAUCGUUCCAUCAUUUUCAGAAUAAAUAAUUUCAUUUCAUAAAGACAUAUUUGCACCAGUUGCAACAUUAUACACAAAUCCUCUAAUUUCUAAACAUCAUAUUUGGUGGCAUUAAUCAGUUGAAUAUAAAAGAAGUAUAUUAAAAAGAUUUAAAAUGA
Trichoplusia ni (cabbage looper) is the source of this 1309-nucleotide messenger RNA. It is a transcript of the gene Naxd, whose product is annotated as ATP-dependent (S)-NAD(P)H-hydrate dehydratase. The record is from RefSeq and is a predicted model, not a curated record. The transcript is spliced from 2 exons. The coding region runs from base 55 to 1023 and encodes 322 amino acids. Gene Ontology annotation, biological process: metabolite repair. Lineage: Eukaryota; Metazoa; Arthropoda; Insecta; Lepidoptera; Noctuidae. Gene Ontology annotation, molecular function: ATP-dependent NAD(P)H-hydrate dehydratase activity.